This is a messenger RNA of Epinephelus lanceolatus (giant grouper), 1769 nucleotides long. Lineage: Eukaryota; Metazoa; Chordata; Actinopteri; Perciformes; Serranidae. The record is from RefSeq and is a predicted model, not a curated record.
AAGAUGUGCACAUAAAUAUCUCUGUGUGGUCCACAUCAAAUCAUAUUCAUCAACUCAACAGAAACAGCAGCUCCUCGUCUUCUUCUGGAUUCAUUCUUAAAGUCAAGAACAAUGAAACACAGCUCAGUUCUGUUUUUGCUGCUCCUUCUGGGGACAUGCUCGGCUUACACCUAUCAAAAUGUGGCCUUGCGUGGAAAAGCGACCCAGUCAGACCGCACAUCGCACGCAUUUGGCGCUGCCUACAAUGCUAUUGAUGGAAACCGUAACCCUAUCUACGAGGCUGGAUCAUGCACCCUCACUGAUAAUCAGACCAACCCCUGGUGGAGAGUGGACCUGCUGGAGUCCUACAUUGUCACCUCCAUCAUCAUCUCCAACAGAGGAGACUGCUGUGCAGAGAGGCUCAACGGGGCAGAGAUUCACAUCGGCAACUCUUUACAAGACGACGGCGCUGCAAAUCCAGUGGCUGCAGUAAUUAAUCACAUCCCAGUUGGCAGGUCUUUGAAAAUUACCUUUACCAGGCGUGUGGAGGGACGUUAUGUGACUGUGUUUCUGCCUGGUUUAAGAAAGAUCCUUUCACUCUGCGAGGUGGAAGUCUACGGAUAUCGUGCUCCAACUGGAGAGAAUCUGGCGCUCUACGGAAAAGCCUCACAGUCAUCACUGCAUUCUAUCGGCAUUGCAAAUAAUGCUAUAGAUGGGAAUCGUAACACCCUCUGGAGCCAGGCUUCCUGCAGUCACACAGGCAACGACUUAAACCCCUGGUGGCGAGUGGACCUGGGCAAAACCCACAAAGUGUUUACUGUUAACAUCACCAAUUACGGAGAUGCUGGCAGGCAACUUGAAGGAGCUGAGAUCCGAAUUGGAGAUUCUCCUGAAAACAAUGGCAACAACAAUCCCAGGUGCACUGUGAUCUCAAGGGUCCCUCCAAGUUUCACAGAAACCUUCCACUGUGACGGGAUGGACGGACGCUACGUUAACAUCGUCAUUCCUGGAAGAACCAACCACUUGAUCCUGUGUGAGGUGGAGGUGUACGGUUCCAGACUGGAUUAGGUAUCCCUUUAAAUCUACACCUCAGUUUCAAUAAAAAACAUUAUAAUCUUUAGAUAAAUAAUCUCAGGACAUUUUGUGUAAGACAACCUUGGUUUUAGCUUGGUGUACCUAAUAAACUGGCAACUGGGCGGUAGCUAUUUUUUCAUACUGUCAUACCUUUUUGACAUUUGGCAUUUAACCUACAGUGACACCCUCCUGAGACCAGAGCUUUAGUUAUUUAGCUAUGUAGUAUAAGAAGGACCUGACAAGCAUAGAAAUUAAGCAUCUUCUUUGAACAGGAAGUGGCUUUUGAUAAACAAAAACAAAACAAAAACAAAGGAACAAAAAAAAAAAAAAAAACCUUGUCCACUUUAGUUUUGGGAUUGGCUGCAGACUGACUUGGCAGAGAUGUGUGUUGUGCUCUUGCUACCACUACACGGCACAGAAAAGUGUCCACAGACGAGGACAACAGAUUUAACAAACCCAAAAUGUAAUGUCCUUGUGUGAGGACGCAGGGUCGCAGGAGGUUGUUGUGAUUAUAUUUGUAUGACAUUUUGUCUGAACUUUGUACUUUUGUAUUUGUUUGAAUCAUAUUUUAUUUUGUAAAGCUCUUGAGUUUUUUUUUUUUUUUACCUAAGUGAAGAUUUGAUUUCUAAUAAUCAACUUUUUUGUACUGUCACAGCCUGCAGAUAAAUAUUAUGUCACAUUGCUGAAAUAAAUCAAAACUAUAUAUAAAAAAAACA